Colletotrichum navitas is the source of this 689-nucleotide messenger RNA. RefSeq lists its product as uncharacterized. The record is from RefSeq and is a predicted model, not a curated record. Lineage: Eukaryota; Fungi; Ascomycota; Sordariomycetes; Glomerellales; Glomerellaceae. Bases 119 to 598 code for a protein of 159 amino acids. The transcript has a single exon.
AAAACUCCACGGGAGGUUCGGUGGUAGGUCGUCGGAGAUGGAUUCGGUGGACGAUGCUCUGUCUCGGGUGUAGCUGCUGGGCCAGGCUACCCCGCUGCCAGGGUCUCACGGUGAUGGAAUGCAGAAUCGCAGCCUCCAGCGCAUGGUCUCGAGUAAUUUAUUGGUGCGAGGAGGCGACAGGUGGUGGUGGGGGAAAGAGAAAAUAAAUAAACAAGUGAUUGCGACACGCCGAGAUUCGGAAUGCGUCCUUGGUCCCUGGCCUUGGUCGCACAGGCAGAGAGUCGACAGUCGUGUGUGGUGUUGGAUGGUGUCGCGGAAGGGAGAGCUUGUGACGGGUGUUGUAGGCAUCCGUUGUUUGGCGGCGGCAGUGGUUAAAGAAGAUAUGGCGGGAGGAUAUCGGCAGGAAUUGGCUUUGGCUGGAUGCGACGUGACAGCUACUGCUCGCUGCACAGAACAACCCAAGAGAGGAAGAAAGGGCCCUGAAAGACAUAAGCGAGACAGGGCGGGAUCCAAUAGGGACGAAGCACAGACAAGGGUGACCUCAUUUUGCUGCGUUUUUUUUCUUCCUUCUAGGUAUUAUGGGUCCAAAGUCAGUUAACUCUUGGUAUUCGUAGGUACCUAUCGGGGGCUUCCCCCAUCCAUCUCGUUUCGCUAGGUAUUUGGCUGUGGCUCGUGCGCCGGAACAAAAG